Arabidopsis lyrata subsp. lyrata is the source of this 804-nucleotide messenger RNA. RefSeq lists its product as uncharacterized. The record is from RefSeq and is a predicted model, not a curated record. Gene Ontology annotation, molecular function: protein binding. The transcript is spliced from 4 exons. The coding region runs from base 16 to 789 and encodes 257 amino acids. Lineage: Eukaryota; Viridiplantae; Streptophyta; Magnoliopsida; Brassicales; Brassicaceae.
UAAAACUUUAGGAGAAUGAUCAUAUACCCAAAAGGUAACGACAAGGACAAUGGGAGUGGAUUUAUUUCAAUGUAUGUCGAAAUAGAUAGCACAAGCCUCAUCUCCACAACUCCAACUGAGGUGUAUGCAAAUCUCCAGUUUUUUGUUUUUAACAAAAAAGAAAACAAGUACUUUACUAUUCAAGAUGUGGAAUCGAAGCCGUUCAAUACACUAAGAACAAUGUGGGGAUUGCCGCAAGUGCUUGCACUUGAUACAUUCAAUGAUCGUAAUAAUGGAUACCUCUUUGAUGGAGAUCAUUGUGAGUUUGGUGUUGAUAUCAUUGUUGUUCCACCUCCAACCAAAUGGGAAAUGUUAUCUUUUGUGAAACUUCCUUAUCCUAAGUUCUCUUGGAUUGUUAAAAACUUCUCUGAGAUAAAAGAUAAUCCUUACACAUCUGACAGCUUUUCAAAGGGAGGAAAGAAAUGGGUUCUAAAGUUGUAUCCCAAGGGCUACUCUAUAGAAGAUAGUGAAUGGUUAUCCAUUUUUCUGUACUUAGCUGAUGGUGAGAUUUUAAAGGAAGAUGAGAAGAUUUACGUGCAAGCAGAUGUGAAAGUUGAAGACCCAUUUGGAUCCAAUCACCUGACAAUCCAGCUUAACCGGUGGUUCGAUACACCAGACCUAGGUUAUGGUUGGGAUCAUUUCGUGUCUGUAGCUGAACAUCGAAAGUCUUAUUUGGACAAGGAAGACACUUUGAAAGUUGAGAUCGAAUUUAAAGUUGUUUCUGCAACUAAAUAUUCUUCCGUUACCUGAUUAGUUCUACUUUUU